Messenger RNA from Aspergillus steynii IBT 23096, 1488 nucleotides. Its product is annotated as putative MFS transporter. The transcript has 4 exons. Gene Ontology annotation, molecular function: transmembrane transporter activity. Lineage: Eukaryota; Fungi; Ascomycota; Eurotiomycetes; Eurotiales; Aspergillaceae. The record is from RefSeq and is a predicted model, not a curated record. Gene Ontology annotation, biological process: transmembrane transport. The coding region runs from base 1 to 1488 and encodes 495 amino acids. Gene Ontology annotation, cellular component: membrane.
AUGGAGGCCGAACGAGAGCCGAAGCACGACGUUGAGUCACCGUCGUCGGCCGACAACGCUGUGGUGUCGGGGGACACCGUUUCUGAUAUCUCGAUGCUGGAAGAGAAGAGGGAGAAGCAUUUAAUACGGAAGAUCGACUUGCAUAUUCUGCCGUUUGUGGUGCUUCUUUACCUUUUUAGCUUCUUGGACAGAGUCAACAUUGGCAAUGCCAGACUGUACGGCCUAGAAGAAGACCUGGGUCUGGAAGGCAAUCAGUAUCAAGUGGCCGUUUCCAUCUUGUUCGUCACAUACUGUCUGUUCGAGGUGCCAUCGAAUCUGGUCAUCAAGAAACUCACCCCCUCGCGCUACAUUGCGUCAAUCUCGGUAAUAUGGGGUAUCAUAGCGACCCUUACCGGCAUCACUCAGAGCUACGGUGAUCUGAUCGCUUGUCGCGUUCUUCUCGGUGUUGUGGAAGCGGGUCUCUUUCCCGGUUUGAUGACUUACCUUACCUUGUUCUACAGCAAGCGUGAACUUGCCCUGCGCACGGGGUAUCUAUUUAGUAGCGCUGCUAUCGCCGGCGCAUUUGGCGGUUUGUUGGCCUAUGGUAUAGGCUUUAUGGACGGGAUCAGCGGCCUCAAAGGUUGGCGAUGGAUCAUGAUCAUCGAAGGCAUUCCAACCGUUCUUCUCGGCGUGAUCACUUGGUUCUUCCUCGCCGAUGACCCCGACACGGCAUAUUAUCUCAACGAGGAAGAAAGGGCUCUAGUCGCCCGCCGUCGGGGUCGCUACGUGGGUCAGACCGCCUCUGCGCAAAAGUUCCACUGGGCGGAUGUCAAAGAGGGCGCAUUGGACUGGCGCAUCUACGCCUUCUGCAUCGGCCAGUUCGGAGUGGACACCAUGCUCUACGGCUACAGCACAUUUCUUCCCACCAUCAUCAAGGGUAUGGGAUCCUGGACGGUUCCUGAGGUCCAAGCCCUCACGAUCCCUUGCUAUGCACUAGGUGCUUUAGUGUAUUUAGCCGUUGCAUGGCUCAGCGAUCGCACUCAGCAACGUGCACUCUUCACCUGCAUUUUCGCCGCCAUUUCCGUGGUGGGGUAUGGCAUUCUGAUCUCGGAUUCCUCGUCGGGGGUGCAUUAUUUCGGCGCUCUACUCAUUGCCUUGGGCCUCUACGUUGCCGUUGGUCUGCCACUCGCAUGGCUACCCACCACGCUUCCUCGCUAUGGCAAGCGCACGUUCGCCACGGGUCUGCAGCUGACAUUCGGUAACGUGAGCGGGGUUAUGUCGCCAUUUCUGUAUAAAACCAACGAAGCUCCACGAUAUGUUCGAGGCAAUGCAGUCACUUUGUCUAUGGUGGGGUUUGCGGGCGUUGUCUAUGGUCUGAUGUGGUUCUAUUAUCGCGGAAAGAACAACCGCAGAGACCGAGGCAUGGAGGAUUAUAAAGUCGAGGGAAUGACGGAGGAGGAGAUUCAGGAAAUGGGCGAUCGGAGUCCUCGGUUCCGAUACAGUCUUUGA